UUUUUAUUUUUAUAAUAAAAAAACUGUGUGAACUGAAGUAGUCAAUUUAGGUCAAUUCAAUUCCCAAUCUUGUUAUUCACAGCGUCGUGCGCUCAUCGCACCACCGCUUUCCUCCGGUCGCCGGCCACCACCGCCGCCGCCAUGCCGUCGUCUGUUCGUUGAACUUGAGAACUUGCUAUAAACAUGGAAUCCCCCAAAAGGCAUGAAUCCAAUGAGAAUGAGGAUCAGGACAUGAUAAGUAACCUCCCUGACGUCAUUAUUGGUCGCAUUCUUUCUCUUCUUCCUACCAAAGAUGCAGUCUCCACAAGUCUUUUAUCCAAGAGUUGGUUAUACAAAUGGACAUUUAUUACGCAGCUAGAAUUUCAAGAUAAAGAGUGUUCUUCAUCCAAGAAAAUAAGCAAAGAUUUAUUUGUGAGCUUUGUGUACAGGGUACUACUUCAUCUGAAUAGUUCAGGCAUCCAGAGUUUCUCCCUUGAUAUGUCAGAGGAUUAUGAAGCUAUUCACGUGGAUGAGUGGAUAUCUGCUGUUGUAAGCCGGGGAGUCAAAAUGCUUUGUGUCGAUUCAGACCAGAAAGGAAACCUUUCCUCUCAUUCCCUUAUGAAAUACAAGACCUUAGAGGAGCUAGUGCUAUAUGCGUAUGGUUGUGAGAUUGAAGUUCCGACCUUUGCUAUUUUUUCAUCCCUCACAGUCCUGAACUUGACUGGAGCCAUGCUUGUUGGUGACCCUUCUGAUAAAUCUGGAAAGGUUCACCUUAAUUUCCCAGUUCUGAGAACCUAUAAGACAAAAAGUUGCACUUGGUUGUCAAGUGUGAAGUGUGUCACUUUAGAAGUACCUCUGCUUCAAGUAGUUUCUAUACAGGUCUAUAGGCCUUCAGACUCAGUUGAUGAUUAUUCAUAUCCUACCAUAAAGUUUCGUGCUUCACGUCUUAAAGAAUUCAGUUAUAUUGGUUCUCCAUUACCAGACCCCACUGUGUUUGAUCUAUCUGCAGCAAAUGUUGCUUCUGCUGAUAUUUGUUUUGGUUUGUAUAAGGAAGAAAGUUUGCAAGAAGUUAUGGCUCUUUCUGUCGAGAUUCUGAAGAAAUUUCAAAAUGUGGAAUGUUUGAAGUUCCAGAAGUGGAGGAAGGUGUUGCUAGCAAAAGAUUCAUUGACAGGUCUUCCUUCAUUCAAAAUGUUAAGUCGUUUGGAGCUAGGAGCAGUUGCUAGUGAAAUUCUGUUGGCAUUACUUCUAAGAACGCCAUAUCUGAAGACUCUUCUUUUUCAGGGACUACUCCAACCUGACCAAGAACUGUUGAAUUAUGGCCCUGUGCCUGAAUGUUUUUCAACUACUCUUCAAGUGGUAAAGUUUAGGAGUUUUGAUGGUUCUGAGCAUCAGUUAAGUUUUGCUAAAUUUGUGAUGGAAAAUGUUGUUGCCUUGAAGAGGAUGAGUUUCAGGCCUCACUGGAACCGCCCAAAUAUUUCGGAAGAAGUAAAAGAGAAGCUGUACUCAUUUAAGAAAUGUUGUAGUUUUAUGAGUUUGAAAUUCUCAACUUAGGUUAAUGGAGGUUUACAAGGUACAGGGGUUUUUUUUUUUUGAUAAGCAGGUACAGGAUGAAUACAACUUUAUUCCAUGCUUUAAUGUAAAUCAUUUGUGCCCUUCGUGUGCCUUCCAGAGGACAUGGAUUUGCUUAUUUGGUGCACAAAAUUAACGAUGGAGUUACUUAACUUUCA
Lotus japonicus is the source of this 1706-nucleotide messenger RNA. RefSeq names its product F-box/FBD/LRR-repeat protein At3g14710-like. The record is from RefSeq and is a predicted model, not a curated record. The transcript has 4 exons. Gene Ontology annotation, molecular function: protein binding. Bases 184 to 1530 code for a protein of 448 amino acids. NCBI's taxonomy places the organism in Eukaryota, Viridiplantae, Streptophyta, Magnoliopsida, Fabales, Fabaceae.